Ilex paraguariensis (yerba mate) is the source of this 612-nucleotide messenger RNA. The record is from the annotation of a GenBank genome assembly. NCBI's taxonomy places the organism in Eukaryota, Viridiplantae, Streptophyta, Magnoliopsida, Aquifoliales, Aquifoliaceae.
AUGCGCGUAUUUUCCUUCUCAGAUCAGGAUAUGGAAAUACUGAUCGAUAUAUGUGCCCCUAAAUUGAGGAAGUUACAUACGUUUUUGUUUGCGAAUAAGGAUAAAAAUUCUCCAUAUCUUAACAAUGUUAAGGUUUUGAUAGAUGCACCUAUUCUUGAGUACCUUGAUAUUGAAGAUGGUUGUGAGGCAUGUUACUUGAUAAAGGAUGAACCAUCUUCUCUAACCAGUGCAGAAAUUGAUGUUGGGCCAGACUUUUUUGGGGAGGCCGAUUGGGUACCUGAGUUCUUCAGAGUUUUUACCUUUUGCCAUGUGACUCAUUUGGUGUUGUUGAGUUGUGAUGAUUUGUCGAAGCUGCCAGAAGCACUUCAAAGAAUGCCUAAACUGGAAUUUUUGGAUGUGUGUGUGGUGGGGGCCAGAAAAGGACAUAAUCCUUUGGAAGUGGAAGAAGAUCAUGGCUCGAGUGACGAAAAUUACUUCAAUAAGGAGUUUUAUUGGAUGCAGUCACAGGAGAAAAUUGAAGGGUUUAAGGAUGAGAGUUCACUGGGUCAAGUCACGUGGAGUGGGAAGUUGUUUAUAGCAACAAAAUCUAAUGACAGAAGAGGGAUAGAGUAG